CUGGCUCACGCCAUUGUCGACGGAGGGAUCUGGACAAAGGGGCCCUCCAAUCGUGGCGCUCGGUCACUUGUGUGUAUUAAUCUGGUAACGUGUUAAAAUAACGCCAUUGUGUUGAAGCGUUGAUUACACUGGUUCACGAGGCAAGGCUGUGAUAUGGACGCUACUCCCUGACGUAUAUCAAACCAAGCGACAUGGUCGGUAGUGGGCGGCCGUGCCAUGGUAAUAUUCGCUGUUCUUGAGAACUAAUCAUAGAUACUCCCAUUAGACACCAGGCCUAGGGACCAUGUGGCUGAAAGUGAUCGUCCUGCUGCUAACGGUGUACAUAUUACCUACUUCCGGUUUCGUCUUCAACAUCCGGUCCAGUCCGGACCCCAACAGAAACCGGUGUGGCUUGAGAUGGAUCAAAAUGACAAUUCACCCCCCGAUAAUGUACGCCAGUCGGUGCCAGUCGGCCACUGUCUACACACUGGGCUGCAAGGGAGGGUGCGAAUCCUACAGCAAAAUAGAUUAUGAGCGCAACGCUACGAACAUACAGAGGUAUUGCAGCUGUUGCAGUCAGACGGAGGUCGCCCCCAUCCGUAAACCUGCUCUACUUCCGUGUUCAGACGGAAACGUACUUCGGAUACCAGUCAAGAUGGCCUUGACCUGUCACUGUCGACCUUGUUCAAUGUCAGUUCAACAGAUAGACAUUUUCGACCUUCGGAGAUUGUUGGCGUCAAGCCGCCCGAGCUCGGCCAUAUUCGGAGGCUGAUGUUUGGAGCAAGUACAACGUUCAUGGAUCGUGAAUGAUAAAAUGGAUUCUGUGUACUAUGUGCUUAAUCAGUACCGUUGUGUUAAAAUAAACAAACAAUAUACGUUGUGAGUAGUAGAUGCUGUAUUGGAGAGGACGAAAUAGGAUAAGUGUCCUUUUUGACCAAACAUUUACGGAAAAUUGUGAGACAUUGGCAUGAAAUUGUCAGACAUGGGUGGUUUAAUUAUUUCUUACUUUUUUGGACCAAUUACAAAAUUAUUGCCAAACUGAACGAUGGACAUCCAUUUCAGGGACUCCUCUUAAAUCCAUCUAUGCGACACCUUAGCCUCAACAUACAAUAGGUAUUGAUAUGAAUAUAAAACAUGCAUAAUUAUUAAAGAACAAUGCCUCAUUCUCAUUGAUACGAACCUAUUCAUAACUAGGGUGUGCUUAUUUCGUACAAUCGCACAAUCGACUCUGCUUUUGGCAGCUAUCUUAUCCACAUUGAAAGGGUUUUGUCGCUUGUGUUCACAUUCCGACAUGUUACAGAUCCCUUGGGACAACUGCCCCUCUUUUACCUUGUCCACCCAAACCAUGUACUGAAGGAGGUUUUUUUAGAUAUUGUGAGUUGAUGUGUACGGUUUUAAAGUAAUGGAGAGAUAAUUAUGUAGCAAGUAGUGGUUUACUUCCUAAAUAAUUGUGUAAUUGCUUGUAUGUAGACACAAUAAAGACAAUAUAAGUCCUGAGAAAAAUGGAAACUUGGAAAUAUUAUUGUUUCAGUUAAGACCCUUGCACAGUAUAUAUCCUUUAGAACAGAAUAUUGCAUGACUAAAUAGUAAACAUUUGGGGGGUUUUAAGGGGUACGAAAAUUAUUCUACAAAUUAUUCUUAUUAUUCGCCAUAGGAUCUUAAAGAUUGAGCAAAGUCUUUUCAAUUUUCCUCUUUUUUUAACCUUUUAACCUUACAAUUGUACAUAUGAACUUGCCAAUUCAACUUUGUAUGUUGAAAUUUAAACUUGGUGUCCUAAAUUGUAAGUAGGGAACCAAUCUCAUUGAAAUCAGAUCUAUGUUCUCGCUGCCGCUAAAGAAAGAUCUGGGGACAUCCCAUUACGGGUCACGUCAGAACGACCUUUCGCGGACUUUGACCGACCACUGAAACGACUAACAAAAGGUCGACAUCAGCCAAUUAAGAAGCAGCUUUCUCGAGAUUUACGGCACUCGUUUCAACCUGUCGAAUUCCAUUUGAGACUACGCUUGAACAAUUUAUUGACACAGUUCCCGAUUAAAAUUUUGAAAACUGAACAAACGAACAUUCCGGAGUAUCUAAUAUAUGGUUGAGAUUGUAUGGCAGUGCUUCCCACGUACUGUGCAAAGCCUCCUCCGUUCAAAUG
Messenger RNA from Haliotis rufescens (red abalone), 2119 nucleotides. RefSeq lists its product as uncharacterized. The record is from RefSeq and is a predicted model, not a curated record. The transcript has 3 exons. The coding region runs from base 284 to 751 and encodes 155 amino acids. NCBI's taxonomy places the organism in Eukaryota, Metazoa, Mollusca, Gastropoda, Lepetellida, Haliotidae.